This is a messenger RNA of Falco peregrinus (peregrine falcon), 13651 nucleotides long. It is a transcript of the gene PDE3A, whose product is annotated as phosphodiesterase 3A. Gene Ontology annotation, molecular function: 3',5'-cyclic-AMP phosphodiesterase activity. Lineage: Eukaryota; Metazoa; Chordata; Aves; Falconiformes; Falconidae. Gene Ontology annotation, biological process: oocyte maturation; positive regulation of oocyte development. Gene Ontology annotation, cellular component: cytosol. The record is from RefSeq and is a predicted model, not a curated record.
UCCUUCCCCGCUGUCCGCAGUGGCCGGGAGGCUCCUUCCACGGGGCACGGCCGGGACCCCCCAGGGCCGAGGCAGCCGCGGGCCGGGCACGGACCCUCCGGCGGGCAGCGCCACCGCCCCCCCGCUCCCCCCUCCCCUCUCCGCCGGGAGCAGUGAGGGAACUGAUGGCCUAGAAAAUAAGCAGCGCUUCUGAGGUGGUACAGCUGCCGCUCCCGCGCUGCCGGUCGUUCGUCGUCCCCCCCCCACCCCCGCCGCCUUUCCUACACCGUUUAGGACUUCUCCGCGUCUGUCCCCCUCUUGCACUUUUUUUAAAAAAAAAUUAAUUUGCUGCCCCCCCCCCCUGCAGUCCGAGGUGGUCGCGGAGGAGGCGAGGCGCUCCCAGCCCUUCAUGCGCGGUGCUGGGCUCCCGGGGAGGAGGCGAGCGGGGGGCGAGCUCCGCAGGAAAUGCUGGCGCUGCGGCGGGGAGCGCCCCCGGCCCCCCGCGCCCCGCCCGCCCGCCUCUGACCGCCGCCGCGGGGGUCGCUCCCGGCCCCUGCCCGCCCGGGAAUAAGCCCCGGGGGCGGGGGGGCGCCGCGGGAGGUGCGCGGGGAGGCCCGUCGAGGCCAUGGCCGGCGGCGGGGCGCGCAGCCCGGGCUGCAGCGGGCGCUCCUCGCCGGCGGGGCGGCAGCCCGGCACCCCGCGGGGCGGCGGCGGGGCGGCGGCGGAGGGGGGGCCGGCCUCCCGGGCUGCGCUGCCGCCGCUGCGAGAGACCUGGCGCCGCCGGAAACUUUCCUCGGCGCUGUGCGCCGGCUCCCUCUCCGUGCUGCUGGCCCUGGUGGUGAGGCUGGUGCGGGGGGAGCGCGGCCGGGAGCUGGCGGCGGAGGGCGGCGCGGGGCCGCGGGGCUGGGGCUGGCUGCCCCCCGGCGCCGUGCCCCUGGGUCUGGCCGGCGCCUUCUUCGGCGCGGGCCGGUACCUGCUGCGCGGCGGCGUGCGGCCGCGGACGGCGGCGCUGCUGCUGGCCGCCUGCUGCGGGGGGGAAGCGGUGGCGCAGACGGCGCUGGCGGCGGGGGAGGAUCACUUGCUCUCCCUCGCCGCCACGGGGGUGGUGCUGAGCUGCCUGGCCGCCGUGACAUGGCUGGUGCUGAAGCUGAGGCAGGGCGUCCUCAUGCUCGCCGUGACUAGUGCGGCCAGGACCACGUCCCUCGUCGCCUUGGAGAGGGUCCCGGCGUCCUGGCGGCCCUACCUGGCCUACCUGCUGGGGCUGCUGGGCAUCCUCCUGGCCGGCUACGCCGACCGGCUCUGGCCCCCGCGGCGGGCCGCCCCGCUGACGGAGCCUCCCGCCGCCCCCCCGGCCGCGGACGAAGCCCCGGUGCUCAGGCGGCGGCGGCGGUCCAGCUCCAUGAUCUCCCCCGAGAUGUCGGGCGGCGGCGGCGGCAGCAGCAAGACCCACCGGCGGACCUCGCUGCCUUGCAUCCCCCGGGAGCAGCUCAUGGGGCACUCUGAAUGGGAUCACAAACGAGGACCCAGAGGCUCACAGUCUUCUGGUACCAGUAUCACAGUGGAUAUUGCUGUCAUGGGAGAAGCACAUGGGCUCAUUACAGACCUUCUAGCAGAUCCGUCGCUGCCCCCCAACGUGUGUACUUCACUGAGAACAGUGAGCAACCUGCUUAAUACGCAGUUAACUUUCCAGGCCAUCCACAAGCCAAGGGUGAACCCUUUGGUGUCCUUCAGUGAGAACUACACCUGCUCCGACUCAGAGGAAUGUCCGGAGAAAGGAGAGAAACUAGCUAUUCCCAAGCGCUUACGGAGAAGUUUGCCUCCAGGACUGCUGAGGCGAGUGUCCUCAACUUGGACCACAACAACAUCAGCCACAGGACUACCAACACUGGAGCCAGCUCCAGUAAGAAGGGAUCGUAGUGCCAGCAUCAAACCUCAUGAAUCAUCUUCAUCCAGCAGUGACUCCUGGAACAGUUCAAUUCUGAUGACAAUCACGAAGAGCAGGUCCUUCUCCACCUCCUACGCCAUGUCUUCUACCAACCACCUGAAUGCCAAAAGGCAGAGCCGACAAGGUAUUCCACCAAAUAUUUCACCUCUCACCUCCCCAUGCCACUCACCAAUUCAGGGGACACCGGCCACAAGUCCUACUGGAAAAACAUCUUCAGUGUCAUUUCCAGACUCUACCGAUACUGACACCAAGCAAGGCUUAAAGCCACACAAAGUCUUGACUUCUACUCAGAGUGCACCUAGCCUGUCAGACCCUAUUAUCAGCCCUUCUGUCAUCUGCAGCAGCUGUGGCAGGCCCUAUAACCAAAUAGAAGCUGGUGAUGGGACACUAGAUAGAAAUGAUGGUACCACACACACCCUGAACAGAACAGAUGAUCCUGCGCAAGCCACUUCUGACUAUGAGACCAACAACAGUGAUAGCAGCGAUAUCGUUCAAAAUGAUGAUGAGACAGAUUGCUCCAAGGAGCAGAUGCGGAAGGGAUCCAUCUGUAGGACAUACACGCCUGAGACCAUCAUUCUGCAUCCCUUGAUACCACCUGAGGACAAGCCUGUACUUGCUCCUGAGCCUCUGGUUAUGGACAACUUGGAUCCCCUGAUGGAGCAGCUAAAUAGCUGGAACUUCCCAAUCUUUGAUUUGGUGGAAAAAAUCGGAAAGAAAUGUGGUCGGAUUCUCAGUCAGGUAUCAUACAGGCUUUUUGAAGACAUGGGGCUGUUUGAAACCUUUAAAAUACCAGUAAGGGAAUUUAUGAACUACUUUCAUGCCUUGGAAUGUGGAUACCGAGAGAUACCUUAUCACAACCGAAUCCAUGCAACUGAUGUCCUACAUGCUGUUUGGUACCUUACUACUCAGCCCAUCCCAGGACUCCCAACUGUGAUUAAUGAUCAUGGGUCAGCAAGCGAUUCAGAUUCUGACAGUGGAAUCACUCAUGGCCAUAUGGGUUAUGUGUUUUCGAAGACAUACACACCUACAGAUGACAGCUACGGAUGCCUAGCUGGCAACAUCCCUGCCCUUGAAUUGAUGGCUCUUUAUGUAGCUGCAGCCAUGCAUGAUUAUGAUCAUCCAGGAAGGACCAAUGCCUUUUUGGUAGCAACAAGUGCUCCUCAGGCAGUGCUGUACAACGACCGGUCUGUCCUGGAGAACCACCACGCUGCUGCUGCCUGGAACCUUUUCAUGUCGAGGCCAGAGUACAACUUCCUGGUCAACCUUGACCACGUAGAGUUCAAGCAUUUCCGCUUCCUUGUCAUUGAGGCAAUUUUGGCUACUGACCUAAAGAAACACUUUGAUUUUGUUGCCAAAUUCAAUGCCAAGGUGAAUGAUGAUGUUGGAAUUGACUGGACUAAUGAAAAUGACCGCUUGCUGGUUUGCCAAAUGUGCAUCAAACUGGCUGACAUAAAUGGGCCUGCAAAAUGCAAAGAUUUGCAUCUGCAGUGGACAGAAGGCAUUGUCAAUGAAUUUUAUGAACAGGGUGAUGAAGAGGCUAGCCUCGGCUUACCAAUCAGUCCUUUCAUGGAUCGUUCUGCUCCUCAGCUGGCACACCUCCAGGAAUCGUUCAUCACUCACAUUGUGGGACCACUAUGUAACUCCUAUGACUCAGCAGGGCUGAUGCCAGGAAAAUGGAUAGAAGAUAGUGAUGAAUCAGGAGACACUGAUGAGCACGAUGAGGAAGAAACAGCAGAAAUGGAAACUUGUGAAAAUGCUGAAUCCAGAAAGAAAAAAUUCAAGAGAAGGAAAAUCUACUGUCAGAUAACUCAGCACCUGCUUCAGAACCAUAAAAUGUGGAAGAAAGUAAUUGAGGAUGAAGAGAGGUUAGCCGGGACAGAGAAGCAAGGCGCAGAGCAAUCCACGCUGCACCAAUCUUCAGAACAAAUCCAGGCCAUCAGGGAAGAGGAGGAGGAGAAAGGGAAGCCCAAGAGCGAUGAAGAGGAGAACACAACUGUAGAACCAAACCAAUGACAAUAUUUACAGCAGUAUUUUAAGACAGAUUGACUCGUGCACAGACUCUUUCUCAAGCCAGCACAGCAUUUAGACACAACACUGUAGAAGUACGGGAUAAUGCGCCUACAGCUGUUUAAUUUGUUUCUCUUUCCUUUUUAUGGUGAGGUACAUUGUUUAAACUCCUAUGCUCAAGGAAGCUUUCACACUGCAACACCGGCUUUUACAGAGUUUCUUUAAAGAGGUUUGGGGGGUGGGUGGAAUUAUAUAAAUAAAUAUAUAUAUAUCUAUAUAUAUAUAUAUAGAUAUAGCCAGGGUUAUUGGCUGCGCACUUCAGCAAAAUGCAUUUAAUGAUAUAUUAUGGUCACUGUGAUAUUUACAGAAGAAAGUUAUCUAAGGAAAUGCUGCUUCUAAAGCACAUUUGCAGUUACCAGUAAGGUACCAGUUAAGUAGCUUUUGCUCUUAAUGCUGAGGGAUAAAGUUCCAAAGCUUUAUAUGAAUGCUGAUAUAUCCUGCCAACAUAUAUGUGUGUGUGAGGGAAUGUUUUCAAGUGUGACUGGGUGUAAUGUCAUAUAGCAUAGUUUGAGUUCUUAUUACACUAGCUGUAGCACGUCCCCAUACACGACAACAAACAGAAGGCCUGAAUUUUAGAGAAUUUGUGCCCACAAGGGGAUCGGAGACCAUUUUGAGGAGCUUUGCAUUCCCCAUAGCCCUCCAAGUCCCAGUUUGCACUCCAGCUGCAGGCAGCAGCCUUUCAGCAGGGGCCGGAGUGGCCUGGGAUGCUGACCUGGCCCCAUCUGGCUGUAUGGGCUCCUCCACCUCAUUCUCUUCCUCCUCUUCCUCCUCCUCGGCACUUCCCAGACUGCUGGUGAAAGGGAUAUGCCAAGAAAUUUAUUUCUCAAUGGGAUUUAUGAGGGACUGUGUGGCAUGCUGGUCUGUUCCCCUUGAGAGGACCUGGCCAUCUGUAUACUUGUGAGUGCGUGAAUGGCUGCGUGGGGUGGCGUGUGUGUUUGGGCAGGAAAGAGUAUAGAGCAAAUAUGUGUACAUACUCAGAAACUAGAAGCAUACUGUCAUCUUCCUCCAUUACCUUAUGCCUCCAUGCAUCAGUGGCCAAAUGUAUAAUCUAAGAACAAAGCUAAACUAUAUCUCUUGAGAGCAAAAGAAGAGGAGAGUGUGGGCCGUGCCCUUCCUCAGAAUUAAAGGCAAAUGAUGCAUUAGGAGCAGCGUGGGGGACGGGUGCCAGUCCUGCAUCGGUCGGACACUCGUAUGUCUCAGCAACCACUCAUAUGAGCUUCAGAGAACUUGGUUUUUCAGUGCGAGGUGCUGGAUAGGAGCGGUUUGUUCCUGGCAUUCUGCUUAGAAGCAGUGUGUUUGAUCCCACCUGUAUACUUUUUUUCUUUUUUCUUCUUUUUUUUUUUAUUUUUAAGAGAAAGGAAAAGAUAAGGCCUGUAAGAAAAGCAGAUCUUUUUUGUUGUUGUUGUUCUGUUUAUUUGUUAUCUCUGUUGUUUAUGCUGUGAGCCAAAUGUCUAUUUAAAAGGUUGAAUAUUCACUUUCAAUAUUUUAUUUCACAAUAUUAUAUUUGUCAAUGAUUAGCUAUCUGGAUGUAAAUAUGGAAAAAUUUUUAUGGGUUCCUGUAGAUAAUGAUAUCUUUAAGAAAAAAAAAAAGAAAAAGAAAAAAAGGGAAAGGUUUUUUUGUAAAGCUAAUUUUUUAAAAAAUAAAUACAAAAACCUUUUUAUACAGUGUAGCCAUUUCCAAACCCAACAAAUAAAGUCUUGAGUAAUUUGUAUAGACCCUUCUGGGAAGCCAGUGGUCUACAGGAUCAAGGCUUUAAAAUAUUAAUGCUCUUUGGGACUGGCAGCACCAAGCAGUACCACACAAUUUAGAGUUUUGUUCCCCAAAAAGAAUUAUGUAUAUAAAGUUCACUAUUUCUCAAAAAUUGUUUGACUACAUAGGCUUUUUAUAUUUUGAUCCUGCAGCCCCUUGCCAAGAAGAGGAUUGCUUGUAUGAGUAAGAAUGGUUGUGAAAGGCAGAAUUUGUGUUAAAUUUAUGACAUUGCAUUCAUCACUUUUUGCUAUUGUUACACUUUCACCAUAUUCAUGAUCCUAUUAAUACCUCUCCAAAACAUUGGAAAAUAUUCUCUAUCAAAGGCAAUCAGUGUAUGUGUUAUCACUUCAGAGUUUCUUUUUGCUUUGCAUUUCUUUUAAAGUGAGCUUUUGCUCAAAACAGGAUUUCAGUUUCUUACAGUUUGUAUUUGCUUGUUACCAUCCCAUGCUAUUCUUAUCAGUAGAGAAACUGUUUGCCUUUCAAAAGAGUGACUCUAGGGUAUGGCUCUGACUGCUGUUAUCGGCAGAUAUAUUUAGUAGUGUUUUUCAGUGAAAUCAGAAAAUUGAAGAUGCAAAUUGCACUAUUAUUUUAAAGGGAAAGGAUAUAGCAGAAUUCAUUCAAACAAAAAAAAAGAUGGCUUCAAGAUCUCAGCAAGUCUCCACCAAUUCCAGCUUGCACUGUUUUCACACCUCUUCUGUCACUUUGAUUAAUCGUUUUAUUUGGGGUUCUCUUGUACAAGUGAUAUGCAUACCUUAUAGUAUGAGAAGAGUUUAUUAUGCCUCAUUCUGUCCUUUAAAAAUUAAACUUACAGAGAUGCUUUAAAAUGUCACAUCUCCCAGCACUUUCUUCUCUAUUUUCAGUGCAUGAACACAGGGACUGGAUGUUUUAUAUUGAUUUUUGUAUUGCCUUUGCUAGAAGAAGAAAAAAAGAAGUUAUUGCAGAAAGUGUUGGUGGGUGCCCAGUCAGUAAAAUUACAAAGAGGCAUUCAAAAAUAAGGCAAAAUCCUGUGAGUGGAAUUCUACAUACUCGUCAAAGCAGGCAUACACAGGGUCGAACUAAGAAAAACUAUCCUAAAAAUGUGCUAAAAUUUAAUUGUUAUAUUUUUUUACUCAUCAUUUUUGAUUGCCAUUAGGUAAAAUCAGUGUCAGCUUCUAAUUUAUGAAGAUUUCUUUCUAUAUUGGCAAUGCAGCUGUCACAAAUUGUUACUAUGUUGCUACACAAGCCAGUUUGUGAGUACGGUUUGAGUAACUCAAGCCUUUUACAGUGAAGGAAUUGCUGACAGGCUUAAAAUCAGAAUAAUCAUUGCUUUUAUCCAAACUAGAAGGGAUACCACUGAAGAAGCUAAAGUAGCUGGCAGUUAUGAACUUGGUAGGAGGUGACUUUUUUUUCAUUCCAGUUAUUAAUGGAAUCCAGUCUCUGCAGGUGUCAGCUCCUUAUGAAUCUGACUUCUCAGUCUUUGCAGUGCAUUUCUGGCAGGCAAUGAUCAGGAAAUUUCCCAGGUUGGCUUAAAUGUAACACAAAAAAUAGCAGAGAUAUUUUAUAUCAAACGCAUGAAUACCAUUUUUGCUUUGGGUUUUUUUAGUAGAUAAUGUGAAGCAGGUUAUUUUUAGCAGGUUUUCUAAUAGUUUCUAGUCCAAAGGAGGCAAAACCUUUGACCAGCAAUUGCAGUAACCUUUUGGAGGCUAGAUCUUGAUGGUUUUACACUUUGUGCAGUCCUUUGGUGCUGCAACCCCCAAAUAAACCACAGCCUAUGCAAUAUCUUGGCGGGGGGCGGGGGGGGGGGGAAGUAAGAAAAGAAAAAGGAAAAUAAUUGUAUUCUAUCAGCAAAGUGCUCAAGAUUUCAGGUGGGAUGUUUACAAUGUUGAUAUGGGUUUCUGGUAUAUAUAUGUAAAUAGGCUUGUUAGAUACUGGAGAAAGCAAGCCCCAUUUAAACAGUGUUUUGCAGUAACAAAAAAAUCACAUAUUUUAGUUUCCAGUUCUUCAAAAACAGGAAGAGAAAGAUUGGACUAUUUUUUCUGAUUGGAUAUUUAGUUUUCUCCAUGUAAUGACACUUGGUGAGUGAUCUUGUUCCCUUCUAGUCUGGGAGAUGUUUGCGGUCCCCUUAAACGGGGGGGUUGCAGCUCCCAGUACAGUGAGAAAAGCACUCUGCCCAUCGUACAGUAAUCACACAUAAACCCUUCUGUCCCCAUAUUCCCUGUUUGCUUGAUAGUCACGUGCCAUUUACAGUAGGAUAUAACUUCUGACAUUAUCCUUGUGUUGUGGAAGGGACACAUGGAAAUAGAGAGUGUGAAAGCCCCAAACUAUUUUAUUACUUUUUUUCUUUUUCCAAGAACCCCAAAAAUGCUUUUGUCUAGAAGUAAUAAUUUCCAUGUUUAAAGAGCCACAGUUUACUAUUUAUGCUCUAAUUCCUGAGGGAAUCUGGCAUUUUCUUGAUUUGUUGUGAGCUAAUGUACAGAGUAUGUUGACACUCAUCUCUGAAAAUCAUCUGCCUCCUCCAGCAGAAAGACGGUGUUCAAUGCAAUGUGGCAAGACAUGCAUGAGAAGUGAGUUGCAAGAAUCUGCUAGGAGAAAGGGAUCCUAUGAUGCUUUUGGCAGCAUUUUGAACUGCCUUCCUCUAUGAGUGAAAGCUUUACAGAAAGCUGGAGAAAUGGUUGUGUCACCAGUGGCCUCCCCUGGGACCUUGUGCAGGGUGCUGGCUCUCGUAGCAAGUGACAGUCACAUUCUGGCAGCAAAUGGUUCCCAGGGCAGAUGUAAUUUCAGAAUGCAUUUGUUAGCAAUGCAAGGGUAGUUGUUCAACAGUUUGCACCCUGACAUCAUGUGUGAAUGUCUCUCUGCAUCAUUAUCAAGUUAAUCCAAGAUCGUGAUUGCUCAGGACCUUUUGAGUGGAUGUGUUUGGGUCUUUUACCCUUAGCAUACUCCUGUUAGAAGUUCUUAAGAUACCGAUGGUCUGAAUUUGGAAGGAAGUUAAGUCUGUAAAUGUUCAGAUAGAUGCUUCUAAAAGUACCAUUUGUCAUCUAAGGAAAUUCUGUACCCAACUUCCUUUUUGUGCUCUCCAUACUGGACAUUAAGUUCAUUUGUUUUCAUUAGAAAGUUCUGAAUUUCUGUCUGCUUUUUAGAUACCAUUUUUUUUCUGAAAUCAUGGCCCUGUCUUUCUUUCUUACUUCAGAAAUUCCCCAGAAAGUAGAAUGUAGUGUGGAGAAGCCAAGGACCUUGCCAAACUGAGCAUCAGUCAGGGGUAUAGCCCAUGAGGACUGCCCAGCCUGUGUCCCAGUCUGGGUGUGUUUGCACCCAGUGCCGUGCCCAUGCUGCUGAGCUGUGAGCUGAGUAGGUGUGGGGUAGCUGUCAGUUUGGGUUACUUGGCAGCCUGAGCAGUACCAGCUUUGAGUGGGACUUGGGAUCUUGGAGAAUUUUGACAGUUUUCAAACAAAUCUUAGGCACUUUUGAAAAUUUUGCCAUAAGUAUAAUGCAGCGAAAUGUUUAUGAUUGGUCCCAGGUGUUAAUGAUGUGUUAGUGCAAAGUCUCAUUAGUUACCUGGCACAUCCUGCUUGCUCUGUGUGAUGUGAUCCUGUGCUGGGGAUGGCUUUGCUGUUGAUGAAGAUUGUUGUGGGUCUGAGUCCACCCUCUCACUGACUCCAUAGGCAUGGUGAGAUGUGUCGGUCAGCGUGAGCCUGGGCAGCCCAGCCAACCCAAGGCCUGGGGCUGCGAUCCAGAGAAGGCACAAGAUUCAUGACCAGCAAAUAACCCAAGGGAGAUGCAGCAGCUGAUUCAAGUGUGGGAGAGGCAAUGCAGAUGUGAUGUGGUUCAUUCUAGAGCUGAGCCAUCUGGUAGACAUAGUGUUCAAUAGGUUGGGAAGGCAGCAGUGACAGUCUGUAGCUUUUCUUUCUCUGAAGAGGCUUUUGACUGUUGGAAAAUCUGUAAUUUAUAAAAAAGUAUAAUAUUUGCUGUUACUUUUGCAAGUACUGUUACAGUUAAGAUGUUCCAUCAUUACGUGUUUAAGGAAGAAAGGUUUUGAUUUAAGGAUGUGUAUGAGAAUUUCUUGAGCAUCCCACAGCCUCUCAUGGGUGGAAGAUUAGAUUGGGGCACAUGCCCAGAGCAGAGAAUGUGCCUCUCCCAGGUCUGUUGCAGGCACCACGGCUGGAAGGCAGGUGUGAAGCCUGCUCUUUCCAGUCUUAGGCCUGGAUGUUGGCCUGAACACUUGUGUAUUCCUCAGCUGGCAGCACAGCGCUGGUGUAAUUACUCCUCAAGUUGAUGGGGUUGUAGACAUACAGGGAGAAAGUCAAACUGACAAUCCAUAGGAAAGAGAAAAGGAAAUUGUAUUCCAGUAUGAAACAGACGUUAUGCAACACACUUAAUUUUCCUUUUCUUUCAAAAUCAAAUGUAAUCCCACUGAAAUAAAGUAACCAUGGAGUUUCUGGGGUUUUAAUUACUGUUUGAUGUUCGGCAUGAGUCAAAAUGGUGGCAGCGUUAAAGGGAAGUUAGUUGUUCCCAUUAACUAGGGUGGAGGAAUUUUUUUCCCCCCAGUAUUUUUAGGUAAAUCAACAAAUAAGAGUGUCUAGGCUUCCUGAAGAAACUGCAUGUUCAACUAUUUUUGAAUAGUUGGGGCAAUAAUUGAAAUUAGGUGACAGCUGUCUUAAGCAACAUUGGAAGAGCUAGCAAAAAACUAUUAUUGGAUUCAAACUUUGAAUUAGAGCAACAUAGCACCAGUACUUUUGAGAGCAACUUAGUAUGACAAAUCUUUCUUUGAAUUUCAUCACUUUCAUCUAGCAAAACAACAUUCCUCUGGAGGUAAAUCAAAGCAGGGUUUUAGCUCCUGCUGUGGUAGUUAUUGAAUCCCAGUGUUGGAGGGAGCACUGCAAGAGUUAUCCUCCAUUUACAUCCAAAUUAUGAUUUAUUCAGAGGCCAUUAAUGGGAUUUUCCUGGCAGGCAGGUGUUCUCUUGAUGAAAAAUACAUCGUGCCUCCUCACAGGAUGCAGAUGUCACCUGUGUGAGCACCCACCUGAAUUCUUAGGACGAUACAAGCUCCUUGGGAGCCUGCAGGCAGAAGUCUGUGGGUGUAUUUCUGCAGAGUCCAUUUUCACAAUGACAAAAGGGGGAAAAAGCUCGAGCUAGUUAACAAUAUUUUUUUGAUAAAUCUGAAACAACAAUAAGCAUUGUGCAGUUUGAAAGCUUGCCGACGUCACUUGAGGUGUAUGCAAAGAUUUCCCCAAGUGCUUGUACAUGUAAGACUAUUUUUUCUGGAAGGCGAUGAGUUCAGGUAAAACCAAGUGUCCUUGGCUGUGGUCCGUUGUGCUGAGGGAUAUAAGAAACCAGGAAGAUUUUUUGACUGAAGUGUUUUAUUCUCCCCCAUUAAAGAAAAUUUUGCAUGGUGCUAGAGGAGGUAAAAAAAAAAAAAAAAAAGUAUUUCAGUUGAGCUUUUUAGUUGUCUAGUCCAUGCUAGUUGUUUCUUACUUACAAAGCCAUGCUUGUCAUAUGUCCGAGGUGUGGAAAUGAAACAACAGAUGAGACUUGUUCUUCUGUGGGUGGCAUAUAGGAACUGCGUGCAACAAGGAGCACCACUGAAAUCUGCAGGUGGAAUGUGGUGUAUCCCAGCAGUGAAUUAGAUGGAGAAACCCAAAUAUUUCUGUUUUCUGUCCCUAUGAAAGCAUAAGAGCAGGUGUAAAGGAUUUUGCCACAGCUGCGGACCGUGUAUCCUUUUAUGACUGAAUUCUCUUGUCCUGAUUAAAAAAACAUAGAAGUCAGAUCAAAUAAGCAAAACAGCGUGUGCUGUGGCCCUGGCAAGGCAGGCAUGUGUUAGCUUGCUUUUCCUCCAGCUCACAGAGGGAGCUGGGCUUGCACCAUUGGCCUGCAAAUGGCAUGGAGUCCCAGUGGCACCGCAUGGGGGGAGGAACAGGUGGGAGGUAAAGAAUAAGUGCCAAAUUUCGGAGGGGUGUUGCCAAAGUAGCUGGAGAAAUACCUUAGAGUAAUGCAGUCCAACUCCAUACCCGCCUCGCCAUGGUUUGCUCACAGCGAUAGCCCCAAGGCAGCGGCUUCGAUGCUCUGGUUUUCAAUGCCGUCUUCCUUUACCACAGUGAACAGUAACAAACAAUUAAUGUGAGUUAGCAAUUGCUCUUUGCUUUUAAAUAUUUAUUUAAAGGAGAUAAGAGUUUGGGGGGGUUUGUUGAUGAGGUGGUUUUUUUUCUCUACUGACCCUGGUCGUUUUGCACCCACGCUUUCAUAAAAAGAAGGAAAACAAGGUCUGUAAUCUGAUCAGAGAGAAAAAGGUAGGGGUCUGCCAUGUGUACAUACUACUGUAGGUAGAAAGGCCGUUUUCUGUUAAAGCUAUCUUUCCUUUUCAAAAUUCCUGUCUGAUUCUGACACAUGAUGAAAUUCUGUAUUUGAAUGCAAAAUUUUCAUUUUUAGAUAUUUGUAAACCUUAAUACACUACUGCGGACGGUAUCCUAAAAGAUCAAAGACAGUGUUAAUAACUGCUAUGUGGUGUUGAUGAUAUUUUUAAUAUUUCAACCAUGUCAGAAUACAUUGGGUCAUCAAUUUUCUAAAGUCAUCUUUUCUUGAGUAAUCGAUAUAAGAAGUUUGCAUGAUGGAAAGUAAUUUAAGUUCACUUUUCAAAAAGAUGUGAUUCAUACUGUAGCUUCUGUUUGUUUAACAAAUUAACAUUUUCACUGAUGGGUGGCAGUUUUUUUUUCUUUUUAGUGCUUUUGAUAGAAAAACAUCUGGGACAUUUUCCAACAGAAACACAUUUUGUAACCUUUGCUUCCAGUUGUGGAACUAGUACCUUCCAAAAAUAAUUGUUUUCCAGUACGUUUUGGCCAUCUGGGUAACAAUAUGCAAGUAUGUAUUAUGCAUACAAGAUAUGAUUUUAAAAAAAAAUAAUCCCAUUUUGGUGAAAGUAACCAAGAAAUGUAUCAAGCAAGAUCAAAACCCUUUCUGAAUGAAAAUUUUGGAUGCGUCAAUAUAAUUGAAGCACUUGACUCCCCCACCAGAUUUUGGGGCCAAAUCAUACAGAUUUUGUAUGUUCAAAUUCACAAAAUGCCAGUCAAAGUUUUUUUACUUCAGCAAGCACCGAGGAAUUUGGUCGCUUUGCAUCCUAUCCUGUGAGGUUUCACUCCUGGCCUGGGACCUCAGGGAAGUGUGCCUCAGACAGAAUUAUUUUAUGACGCUCAUUUAGACUCAGCUGUAGUAGCAUGUUUCCUCAAAUCAUCUGUGUACUUCAAAUUUAAUCCCUCCUUUAUUUUUUUCACUUCAGAAGCUGAGAGAAAGGGUGGGGGAAUGUAAUUUUAUAUGGCUCUAUUUGAAAAGGGUUUUGUGUACCUUUAUAAUUCUUUGAAGCAAUAUUUUAAAAAACAACUGCCAGCCAAAGUGGCAACGCAGAAAAGUGCCAUCUUGUUUAGGAUUUGUACACACCAGUUUUUAACACAGUGUUCUUUUCACUAAGUACUACAUAUGUUAAUUUAUAUUUAUAUAUUGUCAAUAUUGUUGUAAUCAAGCUUCUCCUUUCUAAACACUUCAGGAACAAGGCCUUGUAUUUUUAGGUGAUUUUCAUAAACAGAGUAAUUCUUUUCCAUUCACUAGUAUCUUGCACUCGAUACAUGUAGCAAUACUUAAUAUAUUCUCUUCACAAGUAUUUGUUAAGUGAUUUAGUUAAUGGCUGAUAAAUGUUUUGUACAAAAUAGAUUCUGUACAGGAAAAAAAAUCUUUUAGAUAAACAUUAUUUAUUUUUACUGUUUUGUAAGUUAGACACUAUAAUGAAGCUCCUUUUUGCCAGAAUUACUGGAAGUGCCUCUUGGUAAAAUGUAUUAUACAGUAAAUAUGUAUUCAGAAUUAUUAGAAAUACUUGUCACAAAAUGAACAAUGUGGAUGUUGCAAUGUGAAGACAAAUGUACAACAUAAAUAUAAUUCUGUGGUAUCCUGUU